CUUCACCUCAAGCGAUGUUCCCAUGGAGGCCCUGGGAUACUUAGAAACAAAAGCCAGCCCGUCCGUGCCUGUCCAUCGGACGGAUCUGCAGUUACUGCUGUCUUGUGAAAUAUUAACUGUACCCCGUACGCUUUCCGUCAGUGAGAUGGCUCUCGGGCCAGAGGGCAUCAGGGAAGGAGCACUGGGUGAGAGUCUGGACACAGCUGCCCACAACCAGCCACGGACACGGCCCCUUGCAGUGGUCCCCGUGGCCUGCCUCCAGACCUCUCAGCCUCGAAAGCUGGAGAAAAGCCCGUCCAGAGGGAGCGGGAGCUGUGGAGCUGGAGCGGGGCCGUUGGCAUGGAGCCGUCGACGCGGAGGACGGCUGGCUCCAGGCAGGAGGAGGGCUUCGGGGGGCAGCCCAGGAAGGUCGUCAACGGGGGCAUGGCCCCCCACCUCCGGCGGAGCAACAGCAGCCUCUGCAAGAGCAAGAGGUCGCAGUUCCUCUUCGGCAACUGUGACAAGCAAGGAAACCUGAGUUCGUGGAUUCCUAAAAACAUCAAGAAGAAAGAAUGCAUGUACUUUGUGGAAAGCCCCAAGCUAUCUGAUGCUGGGAAGGUGGUGUGUGAGUGUGGCUACACACGUGAGCAGCACUUAGAGGAGGCCACCAGGCCGCGUGCCUUCCAGGGCAAGGAGUGGGACCCGAAAAAGCACGUCCAGGAGAUGCCCACAGACGCCUUUGGUGACAUCGUCUUCACAGGCCUGGGCCAGAAGGUGGGAAAGUAUGUCCGCAUCUCCCAGGACACACCCUCCAGCGUGAUUUACCACCUCAUGACCCAGCACUGGGGCCUGGACGACCCCAACCUCCUCAUCUCGGUGACAGGCGGGGCCAAGGACUUCAACAUGAAACCCAGGCUGAAGAGUAUCUUCCGAAGAGGCCUGGUCAAGGUGGCCCAGACCACAGGGGCCUGGAUCAUCACCGGGGGGUCCCACACGGGCGUGAUGAAGCAGGUGGGCGAGGCUGUGCGGGACUUCAGCCUGAGCAGCAGCUACAACGAAGGAGAAGUCGUCACCAUUGGAAUUGCCACAUGGGGCACCGUGCACAACCGGGACAGCCUCAUCCACCCCACGGGCAGUUUCCCUGCUGAGUACAUCAUGGAUGAGGAAGGCCAGGGGCACCUGACCUGCCUGGACAGGAACCACUCCCACUUCAUCCUUGUGGACGAUGGGACCCACGGCCGCUACGGGGUCGAGAUUCCCCUGAGGGCGAAGCUGGAGAAGUUCAUAUCGGAGCAGACCAAGGAAAGAGGGGGUGUGACCAUCAGGAUCCCUCUCGUCUGCGUGGUGCUGGAGGGCGGGCCCGGCACACUGCACACCAUCUACAACGCCAUCACCAACGGCACCCCCUGCGUGAUCGUGGCGGGCUCGGGCCGCGUGGCUGACGUCAUUGCCCAGGUGGCCGGCCUGCCCAUCUCUGAGAUCACCGUCUCCCUGAUUCAGCAGAAGCUGGGCAUGUUCUUCCAGGAGAUGUUUGAGACCUUCACCGAAAGCCGGAUUGUGGAGUGGACCAAAAAGAUCCAAGACAUCGUACGGAAGCGGCAACUGCUGACCAUCUUCCGGGAAGGCAAGGACGGCCAGCAGGACGUGGACGUGGCCAUCCUGCAGGCGUUGCUGAAAGCCUCUCGGAGCCACGACUACUUUGGCCACGAGAACUGGGGCCACCAGCUGAAGUUAGCGGUGGCGUGGAACCGUGUGGACAUCGCCCGGAGCGAGAUCUUCACCGAUGAGUGGCAGUGGAAGCCCUCAGAGCUGCACCCCAUGAUGACGGCUGCCCUCAUCACCAACAAGCCGGAGUUUGUGAGGCUCUUCCUGGAGAACGGGGUGCAGCUGAAGGAGUUCGUCACGUGGGACACCCUGUUCUACCUGUACCAGAACCUGGAGCCCUCCUGCCUGUUCCACUACAAGCUGCAGAAGGUGCUGGCCGAGGAGCCCGCCGCGCCCCGCCUGCAGCUGCACCACGUAGCCCAGGUGCUGCGGGAACUGCUGGGGGACUUCACGCAGCCGCUGUACCCCCGGCCCCGCUCCAGUGACCGGCCGCGGCUCUCGCUGCCCUUGCCCAACAUCAGACUCAACGUGCAGGGAGUGAGUCUCCGGUCCCUGUACAAGCGUUCACCAGGCCAUGCCGCCUUCACCAUGGACCCGGUCCGUGAUCUUCUCAUUUGGGCCAUCAUCCAGAACCGUCGGGAGCUGGCAGAAAUCAUCUGGGCUCAGAGCCAGGACUGCAUCACGGCAGCCUUGGCCUGCAGCAAGAUCCUGAAGGAACUGUCCAAGGAGGAGGAGGACACGGACAGCCUGGAGGAGAUGCUGGCGCUCGCUGACGAGUACGAGCAGAGAGCCAUCGGGGUCUUCACCGAGUGCUACCGGAAGGAUGAGGAGAGAGCCCAGAAGCUGCUGGUCCGCGUGUCGGAGGCCUGGGGGAAGGCCACCUGCCUGCAGCUGGCGCUGGAGGCCAAGGACAUGAAGUUCGUGUCUCAUGGGGGCGUCCAGGCCUUGCUGACCAAGGUGUGGUGGGGCCAGCUCUGCGAGGACAACGGGCUCUGGCGGGUGGUCCUGUGCAUGCUGGCCUUCCCACUGCUCUGCACCGGCCUCGUCUCCUUCAGGGAGAGGCGGCUGCAGGACGUGCGGGGCCUGCCCCGCAUCCGCGCCUUCUUCAACGCGCCCGUGGUCGUCUUCCACCUGAACAUCCUCUCCUACUUCGCCUUCCUCUGCCUCUUCGCCUACGUGCUCAUGGUGGACUUCCAGCCCGCGCCCUCAGGCUGCGAGUGCCUCAUCUACGUCUGGCUCUUCUCCCUGGUGUGCGAGGAGCUGCGCCAGCUCCUCUACGACCCUGACGAGUGUGGGCUGAUGAAGAUGGCCGCGCUGUACUUCAGCGACUUCUGGAAUAAGCUGGACAUUGGUGCCAUCCUACUCUUCAUCGCAGGGCUGACCUGCAGGCUCGUCCCGGGGCUGCUGUACCCCGGGCGCAUCAUCCUCUCCCUGGACUUCAUCAUGUUCUGCCUGCGGCUGAUGCACAUCUUCACCAUCAGUAAGACGCUGGGGCCCAAGAUCAUCAUCGUGAAGCGGAUGAUGAAGGAUGUCUUCUUUUUCCUGUUCCUGUUGGCUGUGUGGGUCGUGUCCUUUGGGGUGGCCAAGCAGGCCAUCCUCAUCCACAACGAGAGCCGGGUGGAGUGGAUCUUCCGGGGUGUUGUGUACCACUCCUACCUCACCAUCUUCGGGCAGAUCCCUGCCUAUAUCGACGGUGUGAACUUCAACCUGGACCAGUGCAGCCCCAACGGCACCGACCCCUACAAGCCCAAGUGCCCCGAGAGCGACAUGGCGCGGCAGGAGCCCGCCUUCCCCGAGUGGCUGACGGUCAUCCUGCUCUGCCUCUACCUGCUCUUCACCAACAUCCUGCUGCUCAACCUGCUCAUCGCCAUGUUCAACUACACGUUCCAGCAGGUCCAGGAGCACACAGACCAGAUCUGGAAGUUCCAACGCCACGACCUGAUAGAGGAGUAUCAGGGCCGGCCCCCCGCGCCGCCCCCAUUCAUCCUCCUCAGCCACCUGCACCUCUUCGUCAGGAGGGUCGUCCUGAAGAUCCCCUCCAGGCGGCACAGGCAGCUCAAGGACAAGCUGGAGAAGAACGAGGAGGCGGCCCUCCUGUCCUGGGAGAUGUACCUGAAGGAAAGUUACCUGCAGAGCCAGCAGCUCCAGAAGAAGCAGCGCCCAGAGCAGAAGGUCCAGGACAUCAGUGAGAAGGUGGACACCAUGGUGGACCUGCUGGAAAUGGCACGUCUGAAGCGGCUGGGCUCCAUGGAGCAGAGGCUGGUCUCCCUGGAAGAGCAGGUGGCCCAGACGACCAGAGCGUUGCACUGGGUUGUGAAGAGCCUGCGGGCCAGCGGCUUUGGCUCGGAGGAGGGCGUCCCCACCCUGGUACCCCAGAAGGUCUCGGAGGGGCAGGACCCUGAGCUGGACAGAGGGCAGAAGGCAGAGGACCCGGGUGACGCGUACCACGUGAACGCCCGGCACCUCUUCUACCCUGGCUCCUCGGUCCUGCGUUUCCCAGUGCCCAACGAGAAGGUGCCCUGGGAGGUGGAGUUCCUCAUCUACGACCCGCCCUUUCACACGGCCGACAGGAGGGACAAGGACUCGGUGGACCCCAUGGGAGAUGCCCUGGAGCCUCUGUCCAGGAUCAGCUACAACGCGGUGGACGGACACCUGGACCGACGCAGCUCCCACGGGACCUACGCCGUCCGGGACGGGCUCCCUCUGAACCCCAUGGGCCGCACCGGGCUGCGUGGGCGCGGGGGCCUCAGCUGCUUUGGCCCCAACCACACACUGCAGCCUGUGAUCACCCGGUGGAAGCGGAACCAGGACGGCGCCAUCUGCAGGAAAAGCAUAAAGAAGAUGCUGGAAGUGCUGGCAGUGAGACCCCCCCUCUCGGAGCACUGGGCCCUGCCCGGGGGAUCCCGGGAACCGGGAGAGACACUGCCCCGGAAGCUGAAGCAGGUCCUCCGGAGAGAGUUCUGGCCUUCCUUUGAGAACUUGCUGGCGCAGGGCACGGAGGUGUACAAAGGGUACGUGGAUGACCCGAGGAACACCGACAACGCCUGGAUCGAGACAGUGGCUGUGAGCAUCCACUUUCCAGACCAGAGCGAUGUGGAGCUGAAAAGGCUGAACUCUCACCUGCACUCCUGCGACACAGGGAUGUCCAUCCGAUGGCAGGUGGUGGACAGGCGCAUCCCGCUGUACGCCAACCACAAGACCAUUCUCCAGAAGGUGGCCGCCUUGUUCGGGGCUUACUACUAACCCGGGGACGCAGGCCGGGCAGCUCGGCCAGGCAGGCGGGGCUCUUCCAGCCAUGGCCCCCUUGGAGACUGCAGGGGACAGAGGCCAACACCGGCCACUGAGGCACACGCAGCCCUGGACCUCAGGCAGGCGAGGGCGCUGCGGGGACGCCGUGCAGUGUGGUUUGGGGAUCUGCCGCCCUCACGGCCAGCUCGGGUGGCCAGCUUGUGAACUGGAAGGCAUUGGGGUGCCCUGAGAGGAGAGCCAAGUGGGGCACCAGCUGGCUCCGGCCACCCGGCAUUGCCACUGGGACCCUACCUGCCAACGCUGCCUCUCCUGAUUCUGCUCGGCCCUCGGCCUGGACUCAGUUCCCUCCUGGCUGUGUCCCGUGGGCAGCGCGUCCACCACAAGAGGUACAUCGCCCAAGGCCUGGAUUUCCUGGAGAGCCAGGAUCCCCUUGUGGCCCCCUCCUUGGACCCACGCCCCCGAGAUGCCCUCCACUGUGACCUAAUGUGGACCCUCACCUGGCCCAGGGCAGGGCACCACAGGAACCCAGUUCCCCGGGCUGUGAGCCCUUAGCGGGCCGGGAGGUGCGGCAUGCUCGGGCCUUCUCCUGAGACGCAGAGGUCCCUGCCGGUGCGCCGUCCCGGGACCCAGGCGGGGAGGCGCAGACGCACGGCGUGGCAGGGCCCUCCCAUGGCCCAGACUCCUCUCUUCCCUCUUCCACCCCAAGAGCCCAGGGAGGGGUGGCGGUGGGUGUGGCCUGAGGGGAGGCCGUCCAGUUCAGCAUCAGUGACUCACAGACCAUCAGCAUCAACCACCAGGGCCUGUUGGGGCCAGGAAUGGUGUGCAAACCCAACGUCGAAUCCGCUUUCCCAUGUCAGCCCGGCCGGCCUCCUCUGUGCUUCCCUCAGAUACAGUGCACAUGUGGGCAGUGGUCAGGCCAUGUCUGCACCGCCGAAACCUUUUUGCCAGGCCGAGGUCCAGGCUGCAGUCCCCUCAGGUCCAAGCCCCUCAGGUCCAAGGCUCACGGUUUCUCCUCUGAUCACCCCCCACCCCACAGACACACACGUGGACUCCCUCUUCCCAUUUUCUGAGGCCCAGGUUCUGGCCUCCCCAGAGGGGGCUCAGUCCCUGGUGCACCCCACCCCCCACAGUGCUCAGAGACUGUGGAGCUUUGGGAAUCACGUAUCCAGUCAAACUAGCGUUCAUGUAGUAGCACCAAAUAAAGACAUUUUAAAAUUGUAAGGACCAAGAAA
This is a messenger RNA of Camelus dromedarius (Arabian camel), 6065 nucleotides long. It is a transcript of the gene TRPM2, whose product is annotated as transient receptor potential cation channel subfamily M member 2. The record is from RefSeq and is a predicted model, not a curated record. The coding region runs from base 340 to 4827 and encodes 1495 amino acids. Gene Ontology annotation, cellular component: plasma membrane. Gene Ontology annotation, biological process: release of sequestered calcium ion into cytosol. Lineage: Eukaryota; Metazoa; Chordata; Mammalia; Artiodactyla; Camelidae. The transcript has 33 exons. Gene Ontology annotation, molecular function: ligand-gated calcium channel activity.